Messenger RNA from Trichoderma virens Gv29-8, 1239 nucleotides. RefSeq lists its product as uncharacterized. The record is from RefSeq and is a predicted model, not a curated record. Gene Ontology annotation, molecular function: FAD binding; monooxygenase activity. NCBI's taxonomy places the organism in Eukaryota, Fungi, Ascomycota, Sordariomycetes, Hypocreales, Hypocreaceae. The coding region runs from base 1 to 1239 and encodes 412 amino acids. The transcript has 3 exons.
AUGUCGGAACUACCGUAUCUGGCCAUCGUUGGGGGAGGAAUUGCGGGACCUGCGCUAGCCCUCAGCCUGAAGAAACAUCACGGAAUUUCUUCGAUUGUAUAUGAACUUCAGCCCAAGUACGACGUGCGAGGAGUCAACAUCACUCUGGCACCUAACGCAGUGCGUGUCCUCCAGCACGUUGGAGUCUAUGACGUGGUCCGCACCCAGGGGUACAGUUACGAUGACCUUCAUUUGAGUAAUGCCAGAUCUCAGGCCCUUGGAAACUUACUGCAGGGAAGCCCAAAAUACUAUAAUUAUUCUUGCCUAAGAGUACAUCGAGCUAUCGUCCAGAAAGCGCUGUUGGACGAAUUAAAAGUACAAGGAAUUCCAGUUAUUUUUGGCAAGAAGCUGGUUCGACUACACGAAGAAAAAGAGUCUGUCGAGUUGGAGUUUGCUGAUGGAACUUCCGCAAGGGCAUCUUUUGUCAUAGGAGCUGAUGGCGUGCAUUCAAGGGUUCGAGAUGCCAUCAUGGAGACUCAAACAAGCUAUAGUGGGUUCAUGGGCAUCAUUGGCAUGGGCGUCAAGCGUGAAUCUCUUCACAAGUCGGCGAGCCAGGUGCCACUACCAAAUUUCGUAUUCGGCAGCAAAGGUUUCGUUGCCAUCAUGCCAUCCAGUUACGAAGGGACUGUAGUCGAUUUCUUCUCGACUAUGCCUUUUCCAGCCCGAUCAAGGGAAGAAUGGAAUGAGCUUGCCGAAGACAAGACGAAAGUACAAGAAAUCCUUCAAAAGCGAUUCGGCGAUAAGUGGCCCCAAUUCAUUUGUGACAUCACCAGAGACUAUGAUAAAGAAGGUCUGAGCCUGCUGCCGUUUUUCGAAGUGCCACCUCUAGAGCGCUGGACGAGUGUCAAACGACGAGUAAUCUUAAUCGGCGACUCUGCUCAUGCCUUCACACCUCAGGGAGGACAGGGUGCUGCGAUGGGUCUUGAAGAUGCCGAGACACUUUCGCAUACUUUGUCUCACCCAGAUUUUAAAUCAGACUAUAUGCGCCUGCUAACCAUCUGGGAACGUCACCGGAGUGAGCGGUUGCGUCUUGUCAAAGAUUUCACUGACUUGAACGGACGCUUGAGAUCACCCGACACUGCGUUCAUUCAAUGGGUCAAGGAGUGGCUUAUAUGGGGUCGCUUCAGGUGGACAGGUUCAUUGGGAAACAUGCAAUGGCUCCAUGGAUACAAUGCUGAAGACAUUGUUCGCUUUUUCUAG